Molecule: messenger RNA, 2895 nt
Organism: Anopheles moucheti
Lineage: Eukaryota; Metazoa; Arthropoda; Insecta; Diptera; Culicidae
Exons: 6
Coding region: 1-2895 (964 amino acids)
Molecular function (GO): zinc ion binding; catalytic activity; nucleic acid binding
Source: RefSeq, a predicted model, not a curated record
AUGACGCUCGCCAAUGAGCAAAUGCGCGCAAUGGUCAAAGAACUGCAGCAGGAGCUGGAGCUAGAAAAGGAGACGGCAAGCCACCAGGAGCUGUUGGCGCUGAUGCUUGGUUGUGGCGGCAACCAGGCACUGCAAUCGCAGCUGCAGGAGCAGUCAUCUUUGAUGCAGCAGCAGCCACAACGGCUGCAGAAACAACAGCAACGGCCACAACAGGCGCAGGGGCCAACGCGUAGCCCUGCUCAGCAGCAAUCGCAGCAGCAGCAACAACAACAGCAGCAACAGCGAUCGGCAUUGCCGAAGCCGCCGCCGCAGCAACAACAGCAGCAACAGCAGCAGCCGGCAAAGUCGCGCUCGCAACUUGCGACGAAACAGCCGACGAAGAAGAAGCCCGAUGCGAUAGAGGUCGCCCCAGGGGAGGGACAGUCGUGGACCGACGUAUGCCAGUUGAUUCGCAGUGCUCCGUCAUUGGCUGACGAUCAAGCCAAACUCGGAGUCGGACGACGAACAACGCGUGAUCGGCUGGUAAUGGACCUGCAGGACGGCGUCAACGUGGAGGAAAUCCUGCAACGAGUGCAGGAGGUCUGUGCGCAGGCUGCAGCUCCGGCCACCACCCACUUGUUGACGGAGACGGUGGAGGUCCGCCUUGAUGAGGUCGACCCUUUAGCGGUGGCAUCGGAUGUGGCGACGGCGGUGAAAACCAUCAGCUCGGAGUCAGUGAGCGAAUCCGCCGUGCAUCUCGUGAAGGCGUGGAACGGCACGCAGACGGCGUACGUCCGGAUGUCGGUCAAGGCGGCGGAGCGGAUCCAUCAGCAGCGUGUGCGAGUGUUGCACACCUCGUGCCUGGCGACACAAUUGACACCACCGACGCGGGGCCAGCUGCGGUGCUUCAAGUGUCUGGAGCACGGACACCUGCGGCAUCGGUGCAAGAGCGAUACGGACCGAUCGACGCACUGCAUCCGUUGCGGCCAAUCGGGCCACCUGGCUCGAGCUUGCACGGCAGCGGUCUGCUGUGCCGUGUGCAAGGGUCCGCACCGGGUCAACCUCGGGGGCAGCCGGGUAGCGCAGGACCUGAUGCUGCAGACGGCACGGGAACAGCGGGUGGACGUGGUCAUCGCAUGCGAGCUGUAUAAGCCGCCUCGAGACAAUGGCAGAUGGGCGGUGGACGAGGAGCAGAGUGUGGCGGUGAUCGCCACCGGAGCUUACCCCAUUCAACGCCUGUGGGGAAGUGUCCAUCCCGGGCUGGUGGUGGCCACAGUGGCAGGUGUCAACUUCGCCAGCUGCUACGCAUCGCCGAGCAUCGGGCCUUCGGACUUCGGCGCCUAUCUCGAGGCGGUGGAGUUGGCGCUCGUAGGUCACCAGAACAUCGUGCUCGCCGGAGACCUGAAUGCUUGGAACGAGGAGUGGGGUUGUGCCCGCACAACAUCGCGGGGGCACACACUCAUGGGCGCCGUUCAACACCUGCAGCUGGACGUACUGAACCGCGGCAACGUGCCCACGUUUAAUGGCAACGGGUUUGCGCGUGAGAGCAUCGUUGACGUUUCGUUUGCGAGUGCGUCAAUCGCAUUGCCGGAGCCCUGGGGGGUGAGUUUUAAGUUCACCCACAGUGAUCAUCGAUACGUCCAGUUCACCGUCGGCAUACCAGGUGUACGGGUCGAUCGUCACAGGCGUCAACAGCAGCAUCAGCCGUCGCAAACGACCAGGACAUCGGGAGUCGCGACGCACUCCGGGACUCGGUGGAAGACCUCCCUCUUCAGCAGCGAGGGUUACCAGACCGCGCUCGUUCACUGUCGCUUCGCAGAAGCUGACACGUCCGAGGCGCUAGUUGGAGCGUUAACCCGAGUUUGCGAUGCCACCAUCGAGAGGGUGGGCACGGCGAAACAUCACCAGCCGCCGAGACUCUACUGGUGGACCCCGGAGCUGAGCAUCAUGCGUCGGGAGUGCGAGGUGGCUGAGGAGCUGCUAGGUGCUGCCUCGGAGCCAGCGGACCGUGAUGUGGCGACGGCUCGUCUGCAUGAUCUCCGCAGGCAGCUGCAACGGGCGAUUCAGGAGAGCCAGAACGAGAAGCUCCAGGAGUUGAUCGACGCAGUCAGCAAUGAUGUGUUCGGUCUGGGCUACAAGGUGGUGAUGGCCAAGCUGCGUGGCCGCACCCCGCCUGAGACCGACCGAGCGUGGCCAGCCAUCGAGCGAGCGGACGACGAGGAGGUGUUGCGACCCGUCACCGAGGCGGAGGUAUUGGCGAUUGCGGACAGGAUGGCUCCUUCCAAGGCCCCCGGACUGGAUGAAAUUCCAAACGCGGCGGUGAAAGCCGCAGUCAGAGAGCACCCGGCGACGUACGUCCUGGUGUUCAACGAUCUGCUGGCGCGAGGGAAGUUCCCGAAAGCCUGGAAGGAAGCGAGACUGGUGCUGGUGCCCAAACCGGGCAAGCCACCGGGCGAUCCUUCGGCGUGUCGACCGCUGCUCAUUGAGGGAGCAGUCCCGAAAAUGUUCGAGAGGACGGUGGUGCUGGCGGGCGGCACGACGCCGCAGGCGGCGGCUGAUCUGGCGCAGCAGGUGAUCCUUAUGAUCGGAACGUGGAUGGCAGAGCGUCAUCUGCAUCCGGCCAAAACUGAGCUCAUCAUGGUGUCCACCAUGCGGCAGGGCUACGAGCAGCCCACGGUCGCCAUCGAGGGACUGGAGCGACAGCUGACGAGGUCCCUGAAGUACCUGGGCAUGAUUCUGCAUGAUCACCUGCAGUGGACCCCGCACGUCGAGUAUGCCUCGGCAAAGGCACUCCGUGCGGCGAAGGGAGUCACCCGCCUUAUGCAGAAUCACGGGGGCCCCAAGGGAGCGAAGCGGCGACUGCUGUCCUCGGUGGUGGACUCGACGCUGCGUUAUGCUGCUCCGGUGUGGCACUAG